Cottoperca gobio is the source of this 4364-nucleotide messenger RNA. Its product is annotated as glutamate decarboxylase 1. NCBI's taxonomy places the organism in Eukaryota, Metazoa, Chordata, Actinopteri, Perciformes, Bovichtidae. Gene Ontology annotation, molecular function: glutamate decarboxylase activity; pyridoxal phosphate binding. Gene Ontology annotation, cellular component: presynaptic active zone; cytoplasm. Gene Ontology annotation, biological process: GABA biosynthetic process. The coding region runs from base 842 to 2617 and encodes 591 amino acids. The transcript is spliced from 19 exons. The record is from RefSeq and is a predicted model, not a curated record.
GUGACAUCUACAGGAAGUAGUGCUUUCCAGCCUCACGUCUGUCAACAAUCCGUUCCUGGUCUCAUCUUUGGUCCUGCGGUCGCAUCGUCUGGAUACAGCACCUUUGUGCUGAGCUGCAGUGUAGGGACAGUAACAAAAAGGGAAUGAAGGAUCUCUUCAAGGCCAUGGGGACAGGAGGAACAAUUGCAGCAGCUGAUAACUGUUUCAAAAUACAUAUGGGCAUAACAAAACCAGCGACCCUCUCCCCCUCCCCUCUUCGAUCCUGAUCCCUCCUCACGUAAUGUGUUGCUCAUAUCAUCAAACUUCAAGUCCACGUCCGUGACCAGGAUUCAAACCAGAGCUAUAUAGUUCCGAAGACAAUCAACACUUCCAAAAAAAAAAAAAAAAAGUCACACUUCAGGGGCCGAAAGCGGCGCCAUUCAGUGUCAAACCUGCAGACUUGCCUGCAGACGAGUCCGCUCCACAGGCAUGCAGCACCGGUGGAGGUAGUAUCCUACUUGCAGUGACUCAUUCGUGCGCAAUGACAAUAAACAGACAAGGCUUUCUUUAAAUGUCACCAAAUCGAACCCACUCCAACAAAAGCAAGGUCACCUUGCGUGGGGUCUGGCAGAUCUGACGCUCGGGUCUAUUUCUUCUUCUAUUUCUCGGAGUGAAGCCGACCAUAGAGCGCAGCAGUCUCUCCUUCAGGAAUUAAUUUGGUGGUAAAUUCACUUCCUUUUUUUUUUGGACUGCACCUGUUCACCUGGAGACGCAUAAUCACGAGAGAUUUUGGGGGCAUUCGAGGGGGAAAAAGUGACCAGGCUUUUUGAGGUGAAGACUUUGGCACAGGGUCUCGGAAGUGAUGGCGGCGUCUGCACCCUCCUCCUCUGACGGCGAAUCGGAUCCCAACUCGACAAAUUUACGACCACCGGGCUCAAGCUAUGAUGCUUGGUGUGGAGUUGCUCAUGGAUGUACUAGAAAAUUGGGAAUGAAGAUAUGUGGGUUUUUGCAGAAGAACAACAGUCUGGAGGAGAGGAGCAGGAUGGUGAGUUCCUUCAAAGAGCGCGCAGCCAAGAACCUGCUGUCCUGCGAUAACACCGGAGGAGAUGCGCAUUUCAGACGCACAGAGACCGACUUCUCCAAUAUGUACGCCAGAGAUCUGUUGCCCGCCAAAAAUGGAGAGGAGCCCACCAUGCAGUUCUUGCUGGAGGUUGUGGAAAUCCUCACCAACUACGUCCGGAAGACCUUUGACAGAUCCACCAAGGUGCUGGACUUCCACCACCCCCACCAGCUGCUGGAGGGCAUGGAGGGCUUCAACCUGGAGCUCUCUGACCAGCCCGAGUCUCUGGAGCAGAUCCUGGUGGACUGCAGGGACACCUUGAAGUACGGAGUGAGAACAGGUCACCCCAGGUUCUUUAACCAGCUGUCCACUGGAUUAGACAUCGUUGGGUUGGCAGGAGAGUGGCUGACCUCUACAGCCAACACGAACAUGUUUACCUAUGAGAUCGCCCCCGUCUUUGUGCUCAUGGAGCAGCUGACACUGAAGAAGAUGAUAGAGAUGGUCGGCUGGCCUGAUGGAGAGGGCGAUGGGAUAUUUUCUCCAGGAGGAGCAAUCUCCAACAUGUACAGUGUGAUGAUUGCCAGAUACAAGUUCUUCCCUGAAGUCAAGACCAAAGGGAUGGCAGCUGCCCCCAGACUGGUCCUCUUCACCUCAGAGCAUAGCCACUAUUCCAUCAAGAAAGCCAGCGCAGCUCUGGGGUUCGGGACAGAGAACCUGAUCCUUUUGAACACGGAUAAAAGAGGGAGAGUCAUUCCUGCUGAUUUGGAAGCAAAAGUAAUAGAGGCCAAGCAGAAGGGGUAUGUGCCGAUGUUUGUGAACGCCACCGCUGGUACCACCGUCUACGGAGCCUUUGAUCCCAUCAAUGAAAUUGCAGACAUCUGUGAAAAGUACAACUUGUGGCUUCACGUGGACGGUGCAUGGGGAGGAGGUUUGCUGAUGUCCAGGAAACACAGACACAAGCUGAAUGGAGUAGAGAGAGCCAACUCAGUCACCUGGAACCCCCAUAAAAUGAUGGGAGUGCCGCUGCAGUGCUCUGCUGUCCUGGUCAGAGAGAGGGGGUUAUUACAAGGCUGCAACUCCAUGUGUGCUGGUUACCUCUUCCAGCCAGACAAACAGUAUGAUAUUUCAUACGACACAGGCGACAAAGCCAUUCAGUGUGGACGGCACGUCGAUAUCUUCAAGUUCUGGCUCAUGUGGAAGGCAAAGGGAACAGUAGGAUUUGAACAGCAUAUUGACAGGUGCCUGGAUCUGUCAGCGUACCUCUACGAUAAAAUAAAAAACAGAGAGGGCUUCGAGUUGGUGUUUGACGGAGAGCCGCAGCACACUAAUGUGUGUUUCUGGUAUAUUCCACCGAGUCUGCGUGGCCUGCCAGAUAACGACGAGAGGCGAGAGAGGUUGCACAAGGUGGCCCCAAAGAUCAAGGCAAUGAUGAUGGAGUCUGGGACUACGAUGGUGGGUUACCAGCCACAAGGAAACAAGGUCAACUUUUUCCGCAUGGUCAUCUCAAACCACGCCGCUACCAGGUCAGACAUCGACUUCCUGAUCGAGGAGAUCGAGCGACUGGGGCCCGAGUUGUAAGAUCCACACACACAAACUCCUUUUUUUCUCCACACGUUUCCGACUCUUGAGAGCCCCUGAGCUUGGCUUCACGUCCCUCUCGUCUCAUAAAGACGUCGACAUUUCUCUGCUUACAGAUCUUCUCCGGCAAUGCACAAGAAAUAUUACGCCCUGUGUGUCUCUUCUCUGUCUCUUCUAGCAGCGAUGACAUAUAUUCAAAACAUUUGCACACGAGGUUGUCUGAGUAAAAACGGACACAAGUCAAAACUGUGAGAGAAUCACAAAAGCACACUGGUAUUCUUGCUGAACCGUAUAUUAACCUCUAUAUAAUAAUGUUAAAAGAGAUUAACACUGGUUACUUAUUAUGUCAAAAUAAAAUGGCAAGAUUGGCAGAGCACUUGAAUGAUUCUUUCUAUAGCAGCUAUUAAAAACGUUAUUUUACUGUUGUACUAUAUGAAGGUCAGUAUUAAAAACAGAAGGAGAUCAAAAUAUUUUUUCACAAGUAUCAGAGCACAAUGUAGGGAACCGUAAAGCAUUGACAUAAACAGUAUGAGUGUAAUAUAUAUAUAUAUAUAUAUAUAUAUAUAUAUAUACACACACACUGCGUAUGAUGUACUGACUGUUGGUGCUCCAUGUUGUCUGUGUAAUUAUCAAGCCAGAUGCCUCGCCACAUUGUACCCUAGCUAUUAUUUCCCUUUGAUAUUACAUAGAAAUAUAUAACACAGUCAUUGUACUUGAUCGCUGUGUUUUUAGAGGUUUUUGGGUAGAUUGUGUAUAGUAUUGUUACAUUGCCUUUGUGCCAAAUGUGUCCUAGUUUUACAGUGAGUAAAUCGACCAUACAGUAUCGUAUGUAAUAGAUGAAUCACUUUAUUUAUAUCCAGAGAUUCUAAUUGUGAAUAGGUUUAUCUGCUGUUCCAUUUGUAUCCUCCUUCCUGUUUGGAAACUCUGCUGUAUCAUAUCACAAUGUUUUGAAUGACAUUUGAAGUGUGUAUUUGUGAACCAAAGAAGGGUUGAGUUACAUUUAUGAACAUGCCCUUAGUCUCCCUUAUGGAUGGAUUCAGAUGUUAACUUACCGCCCUUAACUUUAGUGCAAUCUAUGUUGUGUAACUGUGCGAUGUCGUUGUGAUUCACUGCCUGAAUGUUAUCCAGACACUCUGCGAUAUGUGGGAGGCAUGACCGGCAGUGCGGCCGCUACUGCCGGUGCUUUGUUCAUGAUAAAAAGCACAAUGCUAAACCAUCACGGUGCAGCUUUUAUUCUACAGACAUGUGUGAUUGUCUGUGUUAUAAUGUGUUAUAAUGUGGAGUAAAACUAUAAUAUGCAACAUUUUGUUUGUCUUAACAUGCUAAGUAUAGGCACACCUUUUUAUGUUGAGAAAAACAACGUGAGAAAACUGAGAUUAUUAUCGUGAAGAAUUUAGCUUGAACAAUGAAAUGCAGUGUUUGCUACUGUGAUAGGAUUUAUUGAACAAUUGUACAUUCCUGAAUUAGUGGGAUGAAAUAUCCCUUGUUAAAUUCAAUGUAGGCACUUUAGCUUCAUGCCAUCAUUUGCAGAGUAUUAUUAUUGUUGUAUCCACAGUGCUAAUAAAAACAUGAGCUGGAGAACAUCUGUGGGAACAAUCUGUUUGUGACAAAUAUAUAUGGCGACCACCACUGGAGACGACUUACCUUAACUCACGUGUUUAGCUUAAUUUACACUGCUUUACUUUUGUUUCAAAUAUUUUUCUUUUUUUCUUCUGACCUUAAGUAUUUAAUAAAAGUAUUAAACUGA